AUGUUGUCAAUGAGAAUUGUUGGAUUAUUAGAUAAGUUCAAUUCUGUCACACAGUCUGGAUUUAUAAAAGGUAGAUAUAUUAUGGAAAAUCUGAUCACCAGUUGGGAGGCAAUGCACGAGGCCAAAGCUGAUAAUCAGAAUGUUGCAAUGGUCCUAUUGGACUUUGAGAAAGCAUAUGACAGAAUAGAAUGGUCGUUUGUUGGGGGAAUGUUACAAGCAUUUGGUUUUCCUUCAUACUUUUGUAAAUGGAUAGAUAUUCUUUUUAAAGACUCUUCCACAAUUGUUGAGAUUAAUGGUGAUAUGUCUGAAGCUAUCCCAUUAAGGAGGUCUAUAAGGCAGGGGUUCCCCAUUGCCCCGACCAUGUUUGUCAUUGUUGCAAAUGCUCUUUAUUACAUUCUAAGGGCUCUAGAACUUGGACCCUCUAUCAAAGGUCUUACUCUUCCUAAUGUUGAUGGUCUAAUUAAUGCUCAAUUUGUUGAUGAUACUGCCUUAUUUAUAGCCCUAUUUGAGGAUAACUUUGAUAAUGCCAUGGAAAGACUCUAG
Cryptomeria japonica (Japanese cedar) is the source of this 543-nucleotide messenger RNA. Its product is annotated as secreted RxLR effector protein 78-like. The coding region runs from base 1 to 543 and encodes 180 amino acids. The transcript has a single exon. Lineage: Eukaryota; Viridiplantae; Streptophyta; Pinopsida; Cupressales; Cupressaceae. The record is from RefSeq and is a predicted model, not a curated record.